Molecule: messenger RNA, 761 nt
Organism: Episyrphus balteatus (marmalade hoverfly)
Lineage: Eukaryota; Metazoa; Arthropoda; Insecta; Diptera; Syrphidae
Exons: 4
Coding region: 72-710 (212 amino acids)
Source: RefSeq, a predicted model, not a curated record
AAAAGUCAGAGUAUUGCAACGAGUAGCUUGCGUUUGUCAUUUGGAGUAAUUCAAAGUCAUCAAAUUUCAAAAUGAAAUCCUUUACUGCUUUUUUCAUCGUUGCUAUUGCUGCAGCUUUCUCCAUUAUUAUGGUACAAGGUUUUGGAACUUAUCCUAUAGUAAUUGGUAUAUACAAUAAGGAGGGAUAUAAUACAGGCUAUAAUACAGGCUAUAAGCCAGGCUAUAAUACAGGCUAUAAGCCAGGCUCUAAUACAGGCUAUAAGCCAAGUCCUAAUACAGGCAAUCGUCCUACUUGCCAAGCAUACUCAUCUCAAGUGUGUGGUGAAAUACAGGGUGAUUGCAUUAAAUUCGCGUGCCAAGAAGACCUCGAUUAUUAUAACAACAUUUACAGAACAUAUGUUCGACCUGUAAAUAUGAUGUCUUGCACUUAUACACAAGUAUAUCAAAAGACACGUUGUUAUACCGCUAAUCCUAACCCUAAUCCUAAUCCUUAUCCAAAUCCUAAUCCUUACGACAAUACUUACUGUCCAUCAACAAAUAAAACUGUAUGUGCCGUAGAUACAAGCUUGCAACCACCACAAUGCAUUGGAUUCAGAUGUGGAUCUGAUAUUACAAAAUAUAACAGUUUUUAUGGAACAAAAUUCCAACAAGUAGCUGAUUCUUACUGCACAAGUAAAAAUAUAACAGAAGGUCAACUUAAUUACUGCUAAAUGGCUAAAGAUGUAGCUUUUUAUUAUGUUGGUUUAUUCAAUAAAGAAUAA